Molecule: messenger RNA, 1569 nt
Organism: Megalobrama amblycephala (Wuchang bream)
Lineage: Eukaryota; Metazoa; Chordata; Actinopteri; Cypriniformes; Xenocyprididae
Exons: 4
Coding region: 1-1569 (522 amino acids)
Source: RefSeq, a predicted model, not a curated record
AUGGCAUGGAUAGCAGCAGUAAGGAGGCCCAAGAUUACCUUUGAUAACACUCCACCACACAUGAUGGUGUGUUCAAAGCAUUUCCACAAAGGCAAACCUGCCUAUGAAAUGUUGGAGUGUGAUCCUGACUGGGCCCCUUCUCUGUACCUCGGCCACACUGAGGUCAAAGUUGCGAACACAGACCGGUUCAAGCGGUUUAGCAGAAGAGCGACGAGAUCACAACAACAACAGCAACACCCAUCGCUAGGCACUGACAACACUGGUCCUGAGGCUGAGUUGGAUAAUGCAGCACCUUUACACCCAGACACUACACCUGCAACUGAGAUGGAAGGUCCUGUGAAUCCACCCCCAUCGCCGGGUACUGUCCACACCGGUCAUGAGACUGAGUUGAAUGAAGCAGCACAUUUGUUCCCAGACUACUCUGCACCUGUGGCAGAGAUGGAAGGACCAGAGACUCAGCCCCUACCAUCAGCCCCAGACAAUGCAGGGAGAGAAGAAGAGAUGGAAACUGAAACAUCAGGGGAUGAUGGUGCUCCAAUGGGGAAUGCAGAAGAACAGCAGAACUGCACCAUGUGUGGCCUCAGACUCAAUGAAAUAAUACGCUUGCAGGAAGAGAAUCGAAAACUGAAGGGAGAGCUCUCCAAAAAGGCCCUGGAUGAGAAAUUUCUCAAAGACAAUGAUUCAAAGGUGAAGUACUACACUGGCCUUCCAUCUUUCAGUCUAUUGAUGGGAGUGCUGAUGCAAAUCAUUCCCAGUCUACCUAAAUUAGAAACAAAAGAAAGAAAACUCUCCCAUUUUCAAAUGCUCCUCCUGACCCUUAUGCAUUUAAGACUUGAUCUGCCUGUCGAACAUGUUGCAUACCUCUUUGACAUUAGCCGACAAACCGCAUCCAAUCUGUUCAUUGAGACCAUCAAUGUACUGCAUGCACAUCUCAGCCCUUUGGUGCACUGGCCAAAGCGCCAUUGUAUACAGGCAAGCAUACCACAUCAGUAUGUAGAGAUGUUUGGGAAUCGUGUUACUGUUAUUAUUGACUGCUUCGAGCUUUUCAUUGAAAGGGCACAAAAUCUACGUGCAAAGGCACAGACAUAUUCAAACUACAAAAGCAGGCACACAAUGAAAUAUCUCAUUGGCAUAACACCACAAGGUACCAUCUCUUUCAUUUCCAAAGGGUGGGGGGGGCGUGCCAGUGAUAAACAGAUCACAGAGAACUGUGGCUUUCUUCAGAAGCUCUCGCCUGGAGACCUAGUGUUAGCAGACCGUGGAUUUGAUGUUAAAGAAAGUGUUGCCCUUGUGGGUGCUACACUGAAAAUACCUGCCUUCACCAGGGGCCACAGCCAACUUAAUGCAAAAGAUGUGGAAGAGACCAGGAAGUUGGCUCAUGUCAGGAUCCACGUGGAGCGAGUGAUAGGGUGUAUGCGCUCUAAGUUUAACAUAUUAAAUGACACAAUACGCCUGGGAUUUGUGGUGCCUUGUGAGGGGGAGGAUAAGACUUUGCUGGAUAAAAUUGUGGUUGUGUGCUGUGCUUUGACCAAUAUGUGUCCAAGUGUUGUUGUGAAGCCGUCGUGUUAG